Molecule: messenger RNA, 949 nt
Organism: Xylaria bambusicola
Lineage: Eukaryota; Fungi; Ascomycota; Sordariomycetes; Xylariales; Xylariaceae
Exons: 3
Coding region: 378-605 (75 amino acids)
Source: RefSeq, a predicted model, not a curated record
AUCGUACGACUGUGUUACGGGCCUAGCACGUCUUUGUUAUUGAGUGUCCGAGCGCUUUGGAGCUGAGGCACGCACAGCAUACGAACUUCACCUUCGAGCGUAGCCAGACCCCAACCACCAAACAAGGGGCUGAGAGCGGCAUACACAGAGGCUGUUAGUCAAUGAGGUCGAACUUAGCAGCGAUCUGAGUGUAUGUUCGGGUAUGAGAAGUUCGGCAUCUUAGCACGGCAACAAAUGUGUAUAUAAGGACAGUCAAAUCCCCCAGACCAGAGAGCCUUUUUUCCAUCAUCAUCCAACAACACAAUCCAGCUUCACUACCACCACUUCCAACAACUCUUCACUUUCAGUCUUUCGACUCAAAACCCCCAACAAUCAAAAUGUCUGCUCCCGUCAAGGCCAACUCUUUCGAGGGUGCUCCCUCUCUACCCCUCCCUGGUCUCUCUGGACAGGGCAACAACGUUGCUGGCAACCUUGUUAAGGGCCCCGUCGAUGAGGAUGGCAAGCUCAAGAGCGCUGCUCUCCUCGUCGGUGUCAAGCUCGACCUCGAGGCUGAGGUUCACCUUGCCGCUCGUGUCCGCGGUGACAUAGUAGUUGGUCUCUAUUAAGUGUAGCGACAAACAAUGAAACCCAGCUCACACAGCAACAAUAACAAUGCCUUGACAACUUGAUCUGAUUCAUCUCCCUCGGCGAGUAAAUUCACAAUGGGCGACUCUGUUUUCAUUCUUCGAGCUGCGCUACACUUUACAAUGGGGUUUAAUCUGGGAUACGAGGUGUUCGGAACUGGGAAGCGAUAAGCGGUUGUGGUUUGGAUCAUGAUGACUUGGGAACUGGUUUGGCAAAAAGCAUGCGGGAACCGGGCAAAAGAGAAGCUGCACCUUGAUCUCUCUAUCGUCAACUCUACUGAUUGCCACCCCGGCUAUCAAUAAAAUUAUAUCUUCUUACCAACUCU